AUGUCUCGGAAGGCCGACUACCCCGUCGUAGGCUCGUCCGCACCUCAAGACGACGACACUCUUGUGACGGGCGAAGGAGAUGAGGAUAUGGAAGACGCUGAAGAGCAGGAGGAAGGAUACAGCUCCUCCACCCCUACUUCUACCCUGACAUGGAUCAGUUGGUUCUGCACGCUCCCAGGGCACGAAUACUUCUGCGAAGUGGCGGAAGACUUCAUCGAGGACGAUUUCAACCUGACCGGGCUCAAUGCCAUGGUACCGUUCUGGAAAGAAGCGAUGGAGAUGGUUCUGGACAUGGAACCUGACGAGGAGACCACCAAAAUCCCGGACGUAUCAAUUGUGGAAGCUUCGGCCGAACUGUUGUACGGACUGUGCCACCAACGAUUCAUUCUCACAAGGGCAGGAUUGCAGGCCAUGGUCGACAAAUAUGAAGCAGGGGUGUUCGGGUCGUGCCCUCGCGUAUACUGCAAUGGUUGCAAUGUAGUGCCCUGCGGACGAUCUGAUCUUCCAGGAUUGGAUACGGUCAAGCUCUUCUGUCCGAACUGCAGCGACAUUUACACCCCACCCAGCAGCCGAUUCCAAGGCGUUGACGGCGCCUUUUUUGGGACUACAUUCGCACAUCUGUUCUUCCAGAGCUACCGUGAACUCUCUCCGGCACCGUUCUGGAAGCCUUCCUCUCCCUCGUCAACGUCCCCGCGCUCAUCUGCGAGCUCGUCAUCCAAUCAGCCGCCGUUCGUUAACCCAAUUCCUCACGGCGGACAAAAGCGUGCGGCGGGCAAGGUCUACACGCCAAAGAUUUACGGUUUCCGCGUCAGCGAACGCGCAAAGAGCGGCCCUCGUAUGCAAUGGAUGCGGUUGCGACCCGAAAACCCGGAGGAGCUGGAUCUCGUCGACUGGAGAGGCCGAUGGAUAGAUGACGACGAGCAUUACGAUGACGACGACGAGCGCGUAGAUGAAGACCGACCGAUGGAGGACUUUGAUGCCGACGCACAAGACGAUGACGACGAAGAAGAGGAGGAAGAAGAAGAAGAAGGCGGUGAUGUGCCCAUGAAGGGACGUACUGUGUCCAACCAAGCGCCGGACGUGCGGUCGCAGAAUACCACCCACCCACCAUCCUCUCCGGCUUCGACUGGGCCCCCACAAACCCCUCGCGACAUUGUGAAGCUGGCUGCGUCCUCGUCACCAACGGGUGGAAAGCUACGCAUCAUUCGCCAAUGGGUGGAUAGGAGCUCGGGGAACAGGGCGGAAGUGUUCUGA
Messenger RNA from Epithele typhae, 1254 nucleotides. Its product is annotated as casein kinase II regulatory subunit-domain-containing protein. Gene Ontology annotation, cellular component: cytoplasm; protein kinase CK2 complex. Bases 1 to 1254 code for a protein of 417 amino acids. The transcript is spliced from 6 exons. Gene Ontology annotation, molecular function: protein kinase regulator activity. The record is from RefSeq and is a predicted model, not a curated record. Lineage: Eukaryota; Fungi; Basidiomycota; Agaricomycetes; Polyporales; Epitheliaceae.